AGGUGAUCAAUCUCGCAGUCUAAAAUUCAGUUCACUUCAAACGCGACUCGAAGCCGGUUUUUGCGAAAGUCGAAUCUUUUUAUUCUAGUUGUGAUUUCGUGGAAAUUUUGAUUGUUAUUCAAAAUGCGUUUCGCUCUGUUUGCUUUUCUAGCACUCUGCUUGCUGGCAUUCGUCCUGGCUACUCCGGCCAAGGACACCAAGAAGCCGGCCACCAACAGUUGCCAGCGAAACUGCGGCGAAGUCUACGAGCCCGUUUGCGCCAAGGCCAAAAACAGCAGCAAGGAACGCCUCAUCACCUUUGGCAGCCCGUGCGUCAUGUCCAACUACAAUUGCCAGCACGCCGACGAUCCAUUCGAGCAGAAGUCCAAGGGCGAGUGCGGUGGCGGAGUGAGCGUUCGUCUUUCUUAAGAACUGGAAGUCCAAUUUCAACAACUUUUACAAUUGAACAUCUUUCACUAAUGGUGCAAUAAAAUAUUCAUGUAUUUUUUAUUCCAA
Drosophila teissieri is the source of this 495-nucleotide messenger RNA. RefSeq names its product vasotab. The record is from RefSeq and is a predicted model, not a curated record. Gene Ontology annotation, molecular function: protein binding. Bases 124 to 408 code for a protein of 94 amino acids. Lineage: Eukaryota; Metazoa; Arthropoda; Insecta; Diptera; Drosophilidae. The transcript is spliced from 3 exons.